GAGGGGCUCGGAGGAGGGAGGUGCGCGCUCCCCCGGGCGGGGGCAUCGCGGGGGCGUCGCCGGCCGCCGAUGGCAGGCGCUGUCCGCCGGGCACGGCUGCCGCUGCUACGGGCAGGAGGCCGGCGGAGCAUGCCGCCGGCGGCGGGGCGGUUCCGCGGGGACUGACAGCCGCGCUGCCGGAGGAGAGAAGGCGCCAGCCCCUCCGCCUCUCCCCGCCGCGAGCGGAGGCGAUGCCGCAGGGCGCUCCGCCGCCCGGUCGCCACCCGCGCCAGCCGCUGUCGCCGCCGUGAGCCGCGCGGCCCCCGGCGGGACGGGGCGAGGAGCGGCGGGGCUCCGCAGCCCUCCCCGGCCGGCGGCUCCGCGCGGCGGAUGCGAGUGCAUGAGCUCUGCAGCGAGCGGGCGCAGGAAGCGCCCCCGCUCCGCCGCCUCCAUCUUCCCGGGCAGCAGCAGGACCUCGCCGCACGGCCGCGACUCCGAGCGGCGGGGCAGCGGCUGCGAGGGCGCCUGCACGACCCUGAGAGCCCUGGACGACUGCAAGAUGCUUGUCCAGGAGUUCAAUACCCAGGUUGCUCUGUACCGGGAGCUGGUAAUUUCCAUUGGGGAUGUCUCAGUCACCUGUCCAUCUCUGCAUGCAGAAAUGCACAAAACUCGAACCCGAGGAUGUGAGAUGGCCUAUCAGGCUCAUCAAAAACUAGCAGCAAUUUCCGGCCCAGAAGAUGGUGAAAUUCAUCCUGAAAUCUGUAGACUAUACAUCCAGUUGCAGUGUUGCUUAGAAAUGUACACAACAGAAAUGCUUAAGUCCAUAUGUCUGCUAGGAUCACUGCAGUUUCAUCGGAAAGGAAAAGAGCCUUAUGCCCCACCCAAGAUCAUGGAUACUAAAGUGGAAGAGAGCUCUGAAGUACCUAUUUUGGAAGACACAUCAUCAUCACCAACAGAUAUUCAACAUUUAUGGCAGGUUUCCACAGAUAUUGAAAACACUGAAAGAGAUAUGAGAGAAAUGAAAAACCUUUUAAGCAAACUCAGGGAGACUAUGCCUUUACCACUGAAAAAUCAAGAUGAUAGCAGCCUCCUAAACUUGACUCCUUACCCCUUAGUAAGAAGACGGAAGCGAAGAUUCUUUGGACUGUGUUGUCUUGUCUCAAGUUAGAAGAUUAAAUACAGAAACACCAAGAAAAUCAUAACUUCGAUUAAACCACUGUCAUUUCAUCACUGAAAAGAAGAACAUUACUACUCUUGAUUAUAAAAUAUAUUUUCUAUGCUGGCCUAUGCCUUUUUCUCUGUUGUUCCAUCCCCCUUUUCAAAAUAAGGGUUUUAAUAGUUUAAAGUUAUGGUGGUCAAGAACAAGUUGUGGAAUAGAUCUAGCAUAACUAAGAAUGUUUUUAAAACUUUUUAAAGUAUGUUUUGCAUGCUUACUUUCAACCAC
Molecule: messenger RNA, 1423 nt
Organism: Cygnus olor (mute swan)
Lineage: Eukaryota; Metazoa; Chordata; Aves; Anseriformes; Anatidae
Gene: RGS7BP
Product: regulator of G protein signaling 7 binding protein
Exons: 6
Coding region: 380-1147 (255 amino acids)
Biological process (GO): G protein-coupled receptor signaling pathway
Cellular component (GO): postsynapse; nucleus; neuron projection
Source: RefSeq, a predicted model, not a curated record